Parastagonospora nodorum SN15 is the source of this 1365-nucleotide messenger RNA. RefSeq lists its product as hypothetical. Gene Ontology annotation, molecular function: iron ion binding; oxidoreductase activity, acting on paired donors, with incorporation or reduction of molecular oxygen; heme binding. The record is from RefSeq and is a predicted model, not a curated record. The transcript has 3 exons. Lineage: Eukaryota; Fungi; Ascomycota; Dothideomycetes; Pleosporales; Phaeosphaeriaceae. The coding region runs from base 7 to 1365 and encodes 452 amino acids.
AACACCAUGGCUUUUCUCACCUUCCAAGCUCUCGCGCUUGCACCGUUGCUUUUUGUGCUCUACCAAGUACUACAGAGCUCAUUGCGCAGUUAUCGCGUCAAACGUAACGGCUGCGCCGAACCUCCGCAUUAUCCACACAAAGAUCCGAUACUGGGAUUGGAUUUGUUUUCAAAAUACAUGAACGCGUUUAAAGCGGAGAAUUUCCUCGGCUUCAACAAGCAAAUGUACGAUACAUAUGGGCGAACCUUUAAAGCGAACAUAAUGGGCAAAACUACUGUCAGAUCUAUCGACCCGGAAGUCUCCAAAGCUAUAUUUGCGACAUAUGCAUCUAGAUUCGGGCUAGAGCCUUUGCGGUACGGCGUUGCCACGCAUCUGUGGGGCAAUGGUAUCAUAGUCGUGGAUGGAGAGCGAUGGAAGCAUGCGCGUGCGUUGAUGAGACCAAGCUUCGAAGUUGUGCAUCUUGCCAAUUUCGACAGGUUGAGGAAGCACGUAGACGUCUUCAUGGAUCUCUUGCCCAUGGACGGAUCUACAGUAGAUCUCAUGCCACUGUUUCUACGCCUGAUUCUCGAUACAUCUAGCGAAUUCAUUUUCGGUGAAGCGAUGGGUGCGCUAGAGAAUCCAGAACUUGGGGAUAAGAUUACAGAAGCUUUUGCGUACGGGUUAAAGGGCACCGCGAUCAGGAGCAUGCUUAAAAUGUUCAAAUUCCUUCACCGAGACGAGAAGUGGUGGGCGGCGUGUAAAACGAUGACUGACUAUGCGGAUGAGCAUGUGGAGAUGUCACUACAAAGGCUACGCGAGAGAGAUUCUGGCCGAAGCCAGAUCAAAGGAGGUGAGAGGCUGCGACUUGUGGAUGAGAUGGCAAAAGAUACUCAGGACAAACUUACGUUGAGAUCGCACAUCAUCAACACUUUCAGUCCAGCGCACGACGGCGCCAGCAUUACACUCACCAAUGCCAUGUUUCAUCUUGCGCGAAACCCUCAUCGCCAAUGUCUCGAGACAACAAUUCUCCCCUUCGGCGGCGGUCCGGAUGGAAAGCAACCCCUCUACAUCGAGAAGGGCGAUAACGUUGAGAUCAACUACCGCGCUAUGAUGCGUGAUGAAACAUACUGGGGUCAAGACGUGAAUGAGUUCGUUCCAGAGCGUUGGGACCACAUGAGGCCUGGUUGGGAGUACACACCAUUUGGCGGUGGUCCACGCGCGUGUCCUGGCCAGAGGCUGGUUUUCACUGAGAGCGCAUACGUUCUUGUCACCUUGUUGCGAAAGUUUUCGAAAGUGGAGAAUCGCGAUCCUGUUUUCGAGUGGAAAGAGGAGAUGAGAAUGACUUUUCAGAGCAAGAAUGGCUGCAUUGUCGGCCUCAUUGUUUGA